Molecule: messenger RNA, 3015 nt
Organism: Sinocyclocheilus anshuiensis
Lineage: Eukaryota; Metazoa; Chordata; Actinopteri; Cypriniformes; Cyprinidae
Product: zinc finger protein 704-like
Exons: 9
Coding region: 212-1660 (482 amino acids)
Biological process (GO): regulation of transcription by RNA polymerase II
Cellular component (GO): nucleus
Molecular function (GO): DNA-binding transcription factor activity; RNA polymerase II cis-regulatory region sequence-specific DNA binding
Source: RefSeq, a predicted model, not a curated record
AGAGUGGGCGUGGCGUCGGGCUCGGCGAGAGAGAAAAGCAAAACAAUCAUUUUUAUCCCCUUUUACCGGCUGCUUUUAGGGUCCGUAGUGAAAUACACUCUCGGCAGGGAGUCGUAGUCCACACAAUACUGUUAAAUGCAUCUUAUCCCGCUCAGCACUAAAAUCGACCGAAAGCUGAUUUUGCUUUAGUUACAUUUGAUCCAGGUUGAGAAUGACUUCCAAGCGGCUCCUCGAGCAGCCUCGAGCCGGCGACGGCACGCAUGAGGGGGGCGAGCCUGUCACUGGAAAAGCGUUUAAAACAAACGCUCUGCAUGAAGGUGCUUUAAGGAACUUUGGCAAGGAAAUCUCUCCAAAUGGACAUUAUUAUACCGCAACGAGAGAGAGGCACUACAUUCAUAAGAAAUUUGCAUGUGGCAGAGAGGAGGAUGAACAGAGCUCAGGUGGGGUCCUUAAACAUGGCUGCCCUGCUCAUCGCCUGAUCCUGAAUGGCAUCAGGCUACAAGACCAAACCCACAUGGAGGCUUGGAGCCCAGUGAGAGGGCCUGGGGAGCCAGGAUGUCACCUGCCAUCUCCAGAGACACCGCACCCGCACACGUCCUCCAUCAUCCCCGUCCCACAUGACAGGAGGCCUUCUGGUCUUGCUGAUAAAGAAGUGAUGGCCGCCACCGUCCUGACCAUACUGUCCACCAGCCCGUUGGUGCUCAACCCUUCCUCCAGUGCCUCAGGUGCAGAUUUGGCUGGUAAGGGCUGGAAAGAGAGCCUGUCUGCCAGCUACAGCAGCUCUACCAGUGGGAACUGGAGCUGGGAUGCCAGCGACCAAUCGGUGCCCUCCACGCCGUCCCCGCCCCUCUCCAACGAUGCCGGCAAGAGCUUCCUGCUUUCCACCCAGAGUGAUGACAACAUUGAGGAAACCGAGAGUACACACUUCCUGUUUGAAGACCCCAUCCCCCGAAAAAGAAAGAACUCCAUGAAGGUGAUGUUUAAGUGUCUGUGGAAGAACUGUGAAAAAGUCCUCAGCACUUCCUCAGGGAUCCAGCGCCACAUCCGCACCUUCCACCUGGGGCGAAAUGGAGAUUCUGACUACAGCGAUGGCGAGGAGGAUUUCUACUACUCUGAAAUCGAGGUGAACAUGGACACGCUUUCGGAAGGGCUGUCCAACCUCACGCCCACGUCACCUACUACGUCCGGCCCGGCCCCCAUCUUCCCCGUCUUGACUUGUGAUGCGUCUCGAUCUGAGCCCGCCCACAUGAUCCACACCCCUCUCAGCCAAUCAGCACCGUCGACACUGUGCCAUAUCCGCACUGACCACGCUUACCAAGCUACAACCCCUGUCAGCAUUCCCAGCAUGCCCUCUGAUGCGCCUCACAGUGAGGAUAGGAUUAGUGUAUCCUGGCAGUCGCCCCCUGUCAUAUAUAAAGGGCUACCGGGCCCGAUGACUCAAAUCCGCACUGUUAGCAUCGGUGAGAAGAGACAGCCUGUUAACCACACCACUGUCAGCAAAACACACACCACCAACACCUCCACUUCCAAACCCACUACUGGAACCAGGAAACCGCGUGGCGACGCCAAGAAGUGCCGAAAGGUGUACGGCAUGGAGAAGAGGGACCUGUGGUGCACAGCGUGCCGCUGGAAGAAGGCCUGCCAGCGCUUCACUGACUGAGCUUUAUCCUUUACCCCACUUCAAAAUGUGCUUGUUUAUUGCGGCUGUUCCACGGACUGAGCGCCGGUGUCUCCUGCACACUCUCAGAGUGAACUUCAUGAGCUGAGAUGUGUCCGUCUGAGGCAUGUGGCUGAUUCCUCCAGGCCACAAGGGGUGCUCUUUUCUUACCGCUUCCAUAGUGGAACACUGAGACUUUUAUUCAGAAAAAAAAAACCUGAUGAAAAGCAAAAAAAAGAGAAAAAGAAUUUAGGAAAAAAAGCGUUUGCUGCAUUGCAUAUUAAGGCAAAAAUACGUUUUUUCUUAAGUAAUCCAGAAACAAAACAUUCAAAGCAGAUUGUCCAGGCAGUUUAUUAUACUUUCAUGUUUUGUGUGCGUUCUGUGGAGUACAGCUAACGAUUUUUGCUGAUUUUAAGUGUGGCAGACUUUAUACAUAGCAGUUUUUACUGUUAAAAACUCCGUAAGCUAUUUUUGAUGGGUAUUGUUGAGUAUUUUAAACAGUUAACCCUCUUCCCGCACUUACCGAGCAACUCAAAUUAAUUUAUACGGACAUCAUUGAAGCUUCAAACAACUUGGUUUUGUUCCAAAUCAAACUGUUUCUGGACUUACCGCUUCAUUUUGCCUACAAGCACUUUUUAAUGGCCAUUUUGAUUUUGAUCAAGCGGAGUACAGUUUAGCAUUGCAUCGCAAUCGGCGCGUUGAGCGUUUUAGCAAAUAGUCAAGAACUGUUUCGACACACAUUGCUAAAGUAAUACCUCUAAACAAGAAUGAGCCUUUCGGAGAGAGCCUUUAGUGUACUUCAGCGCGAGGAGUUGUAGUGCAGGAAUGUAAACUGGCCUCUCUCUGCGCUAACGCACCCAAACUAUUCUGUCCCUCACAGAUCAACUGCCUCUUCAUAAGCUGAGGUUUAUUCCUGUCAGUCCACAGUAUUAAUUCAAUGGCAGGCACUUUAACCGGCCACACUUCGGAUUUAACAGUCAAUCUGCUGUCGAGGGAAGUCAUCCCAGUCUAAUGUGAUCCAUAAAUCGAGUGUUUUCCACACAAACACGCCUUCCCGCAUAACAUUAUGCUUCCUAAGGAAUUAUUUGCUUCUCAUUCAGCAUAUGGAUAUUACUGACGUAAAGGAAACGCUUGCUCUGAUAACGUGUAGACGUCUUCCACUGUGCUUUUUUGUCAUAUCGAGGUGAUCAUGUGAUGUCUUCAUGUAAACGGUGUGCUAUCUGAUCCUCUCAAUAUGAGUGAAGCAGCUCUGAGCUCUUACACUGCUAAAAAAACUAAAGUUUUGUUGUGUAUUUUUGUCUCGUAUACAAAUACCUAAACAUCAAGAUACAUCUGCUUGAGAAUGAAAAUGACUUGUU